Molecule: messenger RNA, 183 nt
Organism: Paraglomus brasilianum
Lineage: Eukaryota; Fungi; Glomeromycota; Glomeromycetes; Paraglomerales; Paraglomeraceae
Source: the annotation of a GenBank genome assembly
AUGUCAUUACCAGCAGAGGUAUUAAGUAGUGGCUGGAUCUCUUUCUCAGAAUUGACAGACAUAAAGCCAAUUCAAGACUCUACUGUUCAAAAUCUCUAUCAUGCUACACACAAACGAGUACGAGAUGACCAUACAAUGCAACUACGCCGUCGCCGAGCAAUAAAAGACGAUGGAGAUCUCUGA